This is a messenger RNA of Calidris pugnax (ruff), 314 nucleotides long. Its product is annotated as synaptic vesicle glycoprotein 2A-like. The record is from RefSeq and is a predicted model, not a curated record. The annotation marks the transcript as partial. NCBI's taxonomy places the organism in Eukaryota, Metazoa, Chordata, Aves, Charadriiformes, Scolopacidae. The transcript is spliced from 3 exons.
GUGACCCCGGGCUCUUCCUUGCAGAACGGCAAACACGACGAGGCCUGGAUGGUGCUGAAGCAGGUCCACGACACCAACAUGAGGGCCAAGGGCCACCCCGAGAGGGUCUUCUCGGUGACCCACAUCAAGACCAUCAAGAGGGAGGACGAACUCAUCGAGAUCCAGUCGGACACAGGAACGUGGUACCGGCGCUGGCUCGUCCGAUUCCUCAACCUCUCCCAGCAGGUCUGGAGCAACUUCCAGCAGUGCUUCGCCCCCGAGUACCGCCGGGUGACGCUGAUGAUGAUGGCCGUGUGGUUCACCAUGUCCUUCAG